Leptosia nina is the source of this 2280-nucleotide messenger RNA. Lineage: Eukaryota; Metazoa; Arthropoda; Insecta; Lepidoptera; Pieridae. The record is from the annotation of a GenBank genome assembly.
AUGAUUUUAAGGAUUGUUGUAAUCUGCAUAAUCAAGACAACAUUAGUCGAUGCUGUGAGAAGACCAGUAGACGCGCCAAUAUGCCUCACUGGUUACAUGACAGACUUACAAUCUUGGGUCGACGGAGACGGAAAGUUAAAAGUUAACGAUUCUGCGGCGAUCGAUCUUUCUCACCUCGCAAACAUAACCUCGUUAAUUCAAGAGCACAUGGUCACAAACGGUAGGACCACAAACACGAUUAGGUAUCUAAGUGUGGCCAAGUGCCAGCUGAGACAAGUGCCACCGAUAUUUUCUCUUCAAGGCGCCCUCAGUAAAACUUUAGCAGAUAGCGUCCAGUAUGUAUCAUUUUACGGGAAUAAUUUUGGAAAAAUCCAAGAAGUGGGCGCUUAUCAGGCUUUAAUCAACGCCACAGGUGCAAAAGAGAUUACCGCGAGACAUUCCCAUGGUGUUGAAAAAAUACAAAGCUGGACAGCAGGGCUAAGCAACGUUACAUUCCGGAGCUUACUGCAGCUCGAUCUGCGUUUCUGUUCCAUCGAUGCUCUCGAAGGCUUCAUAUUCAGUGGGAUGCCAUCACUAACCCACCUUUAUUUAGGGGAGAACAAGCUAACCUUUAUUGACGCUAAUGCGUUCGCUGGCCUGACUAGCAUACAGCAUAUCGACUUAAGCGGAAACGUGUAUAUAGACGAAAAAAGUCCAACAAGAAGCCUCACAUUUGAAUCCACCGAUACAUUCGCAAACUUGAAUCUAACUUCUCUGGAUCUCUCUUUUACAACGUUAAGCACGAGGCAUACGCCACUACUCUCUCGACUGGGAAAUAAGCUGGAGAUACUAUCCAUAUGCAACACGGCCAUUUUCCGUCUACGUAAAGAUACUUUCAAAGGCUUACCGUUAAAAUAUUUAGAUAUAUCCGGAAAUCCGGAUGUUCUGUUUGACCCCAACGUAUUACGAGGGCUCGAGGACACACUGCAGGUUCUAUUCGCAAACUCGAUUCUCUUGAAGUCGCUCGACUUUUUACGAAACUUUAGAAAAUUGGAGAUCCUGCAGGUAUCCAAAAACGAAAUUUCGAACUUUCCCAAGCACUCGAUGAGCACAUUGGAGAACUUGCAGGUUUUGGACUUGGCGAGGAAUAGAAUUUCGUCGUGGUUCGAGCCGAUCGUUUCGACGAUGCCGCGGCUAAAGCUGCUGUCACUCGAAAUGAAUAAUAUAAACGUGGUAUCUGAAAUCAUGAUAGAUGACAUGAGUCAAGUUCAGUACCUGGCCUUCUCGAAGAACGGUAUGAUAUGCAACUGCUUCACGAGGGAGAUGUACGAAAUCGCGUUGCAGAGCGAGCGUAGGCUUAAUCAGACAAACCUGUACAGAAUCGCGCAAGACGACGGACUGUUUCACAGGGGCUAUUUGGAGUACAAUAGAAUGAUUACAGACAGGCAUAACCUCACGUCACCGUGCUUAGAGAUCGCGGACAUCACGUUGCGCAGUAAAUGCCUGACCGGGUUGACAACAAAUGUCACGGGAAACUUUCUUCUACUAGAUUUCAACGGCGAUAAUUACAAUUGUUUAUCUCUUAGCUCUGGUAUUAUGAUACCACUGCAUGAAGUGUCCACUUGUUCUCAAGAUAUGAGAGAUAUGCCGGAAGAUUUGAUAGUGGCUACCCAAAAUAAUCUAUUCCUUCUCCUCAUCAUACUCGUGUUGUUUCCGAUCGUCGCUUUCGUUUACGUGUUUAGGCGGAACUUACGAUACUUCCUGAUAACAAUGAGGAAUUCUGCAAUGCUCAGUUUAAUUUGUGAAAAGGAUAUGAGUAAGAAUGAGAGUCAAAUCUUCAAUUAUGAUGUUUUCGUCUCUUAUUGCAACGAAGAUAGGGCCUGGGUAUUGGACCAUCUUCUGCCUCACGUGGAAAUAGACUGUAAUAUCAGCGUUUGUCUUCACGAAAGAGAUUUUCAGGUGGGACUCUCGAUCUUGGAGAAUAUUGUAUCUUGCAUGGAUAGAUCUCGGUCUAUCAUGUUGAUAAUUUCGAAACGAUUCCUUCUCAGCCAGUGGUGUCAAUUUGAAAUGCAUUUGGCACAACACAGACUAUUAGAAACGAGAAGAGAAGACCUCAUCCUCAUUCUUCUAGAGGAAAUACCGAGGCGUCUCCGCCCAAACACAUUGCACUAUUUGAUGCUCACAAAAACGUACAUCGUUUGGCCGAAAGACGAGAGCGAUAGAAAGGAGUUCUGGAGGAGAAUGAAGAGGUCCCUAGUCACGCAAAAACUAAAGAGUGUUGAGAAUGACUCCUUGGCUUAA